AUGUCUUUUCUCGGCGGCGCAGAAUGCUCCACGGGCGCCAACCCGCUCAGUCAAUUCACCAAACAUGUACAAGAUGACAAGUCGUUGCAGAGAGACCGCCUGGUCGGGCGGGGGCCGGGCGGAAUGCAAGAGGGCAUGCGAAGCCAGCAAAUGGGCGGCCCGUCAGAUGCUAUGAUGAACGAAUUCAUGAACCAGAAUGCUCAACUUCCACAAGGACCCGGGCCGGCCUCCCCGUUCGCCAUGGAGCAGAUGCGCAGAGAGUUGGAACGCGUACAGCAGCACAGCCCUUCGCCAGCAUGGGCCGCCGAGUUCGAUCCAGGCAUGCAAGCACCGCAGAUGGGACCAGCCAUGCAGGAAAGGCCGGCUGGCUUCAACCCCGCAGAGUUCGCGCAGUUCCAGCAAAUGAACUCGACGGCUCGGACAGCAAGCCCAACCACAGCCUCACAGCCCUCCAUGUCGGGAUACCAGCGUCCCAUGUACGGCAUGGGCAUGAACGGCAUGGGAAUGGGCAUGGGAAUGGGCGGAAUGGGCAUGAUGCAACAGCCAUAUGCGCCGCAAAACUUCCAACAACCCAUGCAAGAGGGCAAGGGCAAAGGGCGCAUGGUGGAGCUCGACGACCAAGACUGGGAGGCCCAGUUCGCCGAGCUGGAGAAGACGGACGACCUGAGUGCUCUAGACGCCGAGGCGAACAAGGCCAUGGAGGCUGAGCUGAACGAAAUGGACAGGUCAGUAGAGAAAGAUGCCGUCGACUUUGACGAUUUCGAGUCCAUUUGGAAGGGAAUCCAAGCUGAGACUGAACACGCUAGGCAACUGGUAAACGAGGAGAAUUAUGUUGAAGGACACAUGGGCGACCUCGACCAGUGGGAGAACUUCGAUGGGCUCAACACGCAGUCUGUCCGCGAUCCCGCCAUGGGCGACUACCUAUUCGAAGACGAAAACCUCUUCAAGGCCGUCACGAACCCGUUUGAAGAGGGCGUCAAGAUUAUGGAAAACGGCGGAAACCUCUCUUUGGCCGCGUUAGCCUUUGAAGCUGCAGUCCAGAAAGAUCCAAACCAUAUCGCAGCCUGGGUCCGACUGGGCGAGUCCCAAGCCCAAAACGAAAAAGAAACACCCGCCAUCCGCGCGCUAGAACACGCCCUCAAGCAAGACCCCUCCAACCUAGAAGCCCUCAUGGGCCUCGCCGUAUCCUACACAAACGAAGGCUACGAAAGCACCGCGUACCGCACGCUCGAGCGCUGGCUCGCCACAAAAUACCCCUCUUUAAUCAAAGAAGCCCUCUCUUCCGACGCCGAAAUGGGCUUCACAGACCGCCACCUCCUCCACGAAAAAGUAACAAACCUCUUCAUCCAAGCCGCACAACUCUCCCCCUCGGGCGAGCAAAUGGACCCAGACGUCCAAGUCGGCCUCGGCGUCCUCUUCUACGGCGUGGAGGAAUACGACAAAGCCGUCGACUGCUUCGGCGCCGCCCUCGCCUCGACCGAAUCUGGCGUCUCAAACUCUUCCUCUCAGGUCCACCUCCUCUGGAACCGGCUCGGCGCUACCCUCGCAAACUCCGGUCGCAGCGAGGAAGCUAUAGACGCUUACUCGCGCGCCCUCGCCCUACGCCCUAAUUUCGUACGAGCAAGGUAUAACCUCGGUGUCUCGUGUAUUAAUAUCGGCUGUUACACGGAAGCCGCGCAGCAUUUGCUCGGCGCGCUAGCUAUGCACAAGGUUGUGGAGCAGGAGGGGAAAGAGCGCGCGAGAGAGGUUGUCGGCGACGGCGUGUCGGAGUCGCAGCUUGAUAACAUGAUUCAUCAGAAUCAGAGCACCAAUCUUUAUGAUACGCUUAGGCGGGUGUUUGGCCAGAUGGGACGCCGCGAUUUGAGUGAUUUGGUGGGUCCCGGUAUGGAUGUUGAGAGGUUUCGGGGGGAGUUUGAGUUUUGAGCGUGUUGAGCGUGGUACUGAGGAGGUGGUGGUGGAGGUGGAUGUGGAAGAGAAGGAUGGGGAGGAGAUGCAGAUGCAACAUACCAUAAACUAUGACUCCUGGCUCUUAGAAAGAAGGGUCCGGCGUAAACCCCCCCUCCUCCUCCAUCAUCACGAGGAUGUCGAUGUCGAUUGGAUGAAUUACGAACAGGAUGUGGGCGAUAGCUGUUGUUUUGGUACCAGGACUAGUAUUCAGCAGCGUAGCACCCACGACGACGAUGUUGCUGCUGAUUGUGUUUGGAAGAUGCAUGGGGGGAGGGAUUGGGUGUGAUGUGAUAUCGCAUUGUAUAGGUAUGCCAUGAUAUCGCUCUGAGGAAAGAAACAAGACACACUUGUGAGCAAAACGAAUGGGAGAAUAAGCCAAGUUCUUAGGUAAACUUUAUGAAACAAUAGAAUGAAAUGAAGGUAAUGAUUAAAA
Molecule: messenger RNA, 2380 nt
Organism: Pyrenophora tritici-repentis Pt-1C-BFP
Lineage: Eukaryota; Fungi; Ascomycota; Dothideomycetes; Pleosporales; Pleosporaceae
Biological process (GO): protein import into peroxisome matrix, docking
Cellular component (GO): cytosol; peroxisomal membrane
Molecular function (GO): protein binding
Source: RefSeq, a predicted model, not a curated record